Molecule: messenger RNA, 472 nt
Organism: Otolemur garnettii (small-eared galago)
Lineage: Eukaryota; Metazoa; Chordata; Mammalia; Primates; Galagidae
Product: transcription factor BTF3
Exons: 1
Coding region: 58-357 (99 amino acids)
Cellular component (GO): cytosol; nascent polypeptide-associated complex
Source: RefSeq, a predicted model, not a curated record
CAGUUCUCCUUAAAGAAGUUAGGGGUAAACAAUAUCUCUGGUAUUGAAGAGGUGAAUAUGUUUACAAACCAAGGAACAGUGAUCCACUUUAACAACCCUAAAGUUCAGGCAUCUCUGGCAGCAAACACUUUCACCAUUACAGGCCAUGCUGAGACAAAGCAGCUGACAGAAAUGCUACCCAGCAUCUUAAACCAGCUCGGUGCAGACAGUCUGACUAGCUUGAGGAGGCUGGCUGAAGCUCUGCCUAAACAAUCUGUGGAUGGAAAAGCACCACUUGCUACUGGAGAGGAUGAUGAUGAUGAAGUUCCAGAUCUUGUGGAGAAUUUUGAUGAGGCUUCCAAGAAUGAGGCAAACUGAAUUGAGUCAACUUCUGAAGAUGAAACUUGAAGAAGUUCCUGGGAGCUGCUAUUUUAUAUUAUGACAGCUUUUUAAAAUUGUUUUUGUUUAUGGAUCUAAUAAAAUCUAGAUCUCU